ACUCUGUUCGGUCCUUUUCCGGCCGAGAAUUACCGGUGUACAGAACACGUUGUCUCAGCGAACCAGAGAUUCUGUACAAAAUGGGCUUUGGAGACCUCAAAAAGAAGGAAGGCUUAACAGCACUCAAUGAAUACCUAGCAGAUAAAAGUUAUAUCGAAGGGUUCCAGCCCUCUCAGGCAGAUGGUGUUGUGUUUAACGCCCUCUCUGGUUCUCCGUCGGCUGAUCUAGUGAAUGCCCUCCGUUGGUAUAACCACAUUAAAUCCUAUGGAGCUGCCAGAUCUUCGUUCCCAGGGCAGAAGAAAGAUCUUUCCAGCUACGGAUCGGCAGGAAGUGGCACGCCUGCAGCAUGCGACGACGAUGACGACGACGACAUCGAUCUAUUUGGAUCUGAUGACGAAGACGCCAAAGCAGAGAGGGAAAAACGUCUUCAACAAUAUCAAGAGAAGAAGUCUAAGAAACCAGCCUUAAUCGCCAAAAGCAGUCUUAUACUGGACGUUAAGCCCUGGGACGACGAAACUGACAUGGCAGAAUUGGAGAAGUCCGUACGAAGCAUUGUGGCUGAUGGACUUUUAUGGGGAGCAUCUAAACUAGUUCCUUUUUUGACUUGUAGCUAAACUAGUUCCUUUUUUGGCUUGUAGCUAAAUUAGUUCCUUUUUUGAAUUGUAGCUAAACUAGUUCCUUUUUUGAAUUGUAGCUAAAUUAGUUCCUUUUUUUAAUUGUAGCUAAAAUAGUUCCCUUUUUUUGACUUGUAGCUAAACUAGUUCCUUUUUUGACUUGUAGCUAAACUAGUUCCUGUUGGAUAUGGCAUUAAGAAACUCCAGAUCACUGCAGUUAUUGAA
Messenger RNA from Ostrea edulis (European flat oyster), 839 nucleotides. Its product is annotated as elongation factor 1-beta-like. Gene Ontology annotation, biological process: translational elongation. Gene Ontology annotation, cellular component: eukaryotic translation elongation factor 1 complex; cytosol. Lineage: Eukaryota; Metazoa; Mollusca; Bivalvia; Ostreida; Ostreidae. The transcript is spliced from 5 exons. Bases 81 to 614 code for a protein of 177 amino acids. The record is from RefSeq and is a predicted model, not a curated record. Gene Ontology annotation, molecular function: guanyl-nucleotide exchange factor activity; translation elongation factor activity.